Molecule: messenger RNA, 3457 nt
Organism: Caenorhabditis angaria
Lineage: Eukaryota; Metazoa; Nematoda; Chromadorea; Rhabditida; Rhabditidae
Source: the annotation of a GenBank genome assembly
AUGAACAUAAUAACUCAUCUAUCAGUUAAUGAAUAUGACAGUACUGUAAAUGUUCAUGGAUACUUAUAUGUGGUAAGAAUAAGUCAUUUUUAGAAAUCCUUAAAAUUUCCGCAUAACAGUAUUGGUACGAUGAAAGGAUUCAUUGGUCUACAGAAAGCUACGGGAAUCUUUCCGUUAUUCAAAUUGAUUUCUGGGAUAAUCUCAUCUGGACUCCUCAAUUAAAAUUUAUUCAUUCGAGGGUUGAUACUGAUGAUUUUUUUCCAUUGGUACCUUCUGGAAACAUCCUAAUUUCAAGCGUAAGUUAGCCAAACUCAUUUUCAGAGGACAACUAAUAAUUUAAAUAUUAGGAAGGAAUGGCGCUAACAAAAGUGAAUUACAAUGCGAAAAUUGGAUGCGAAUUUGAUAUCUCAAAUUUUCCAUAUGACGAGCAAAACUGUUCGAUAUCUUUGAAAACAAUGCAGGAAAAGGUCAUGUUUGAAGAGUUAGUUUUCCCGGCUAAACUUGAUAUUCUCAAAUUAAACGUGGUUGAUAAAAACGAGAAGACGAUCAUAUCAAACUUCAAAGUCGUGGAUGUAGGGCAUAACUAUGAUUAUGGUUUACAUACAACUAGAAUUCUCUUACAAAGACAUGCACCAUUUAUUUAUGCAUUGUUUAUUAUUCCAUCCUUUGUAGGUUCACAAAAUUAGACACAGAAAAGUUCAAAACCUUACAGGUUUGUCUUAUUUUGACGAUUCUAACAUUUUCAAUCGAAUCAAAAGAAACUGCAUGUUAUCUUUUAUUUUCAACAAUUCUUCUCGAAUUCAUUUUCUACAAAAAUAUUUCGAAGAAAAUCGCGCCAAUUCUACAAAAUGGAGUUCUCCCAAAUCUCUUCAUCUAUUUCGGAAUAAUUUCAAUUUUCAGUGUUUUCACAUUAUUCUUCAAUUUUUGGAUGUUGAGAAGAAAACAAUAAAGUUUUGUUUAUUAAUUUCAGUUUUUCAUCCAAAAUUUUGUUUAUGCUAUUCACAUUAAACAAAUCGAAUGAAACAAUCAUUUCAUACCAAAAUGAUACUGUUUUCACUGGUUUUCCUGUUCAUAAACCAUGUAAAUUGUGAAAUGCAGAAUCAAUUUUUAAGAGCCAGUUAUUUCCCAUUAUAUAAAUUCCAAAAUUAUACUCCUCCACCACCACCAACUUAUGCAAAAUAUCACAAAGAUAUCGAGAAUCUUAUUUUCAAAAACUAUUCGGAUAUAAAAUUGUAAGUUUUCUAAAUUCAGAAAAAUGCUCCUUAUUUUACUUUAUUUUCAGAGGAGUAACCCCAUUAAUCGUCAUUGACACUUUUAUAGACCACAUUUCUAUUAAUGAAAUGGAUAAAUCCGUUAUCUUUAAUGGACGAUUAUCUGUAUUUUGGUUCGAUGGAAAACUAGUCUGGAAUUCAGAAAAAUACGGAAAUGUGUCUACAAUAUAUGUAAAUGUACGAGAUCAAAAGAUAUGGCUCCCAAAACUUCAAUGCGUUAACUGUAAUCACGAUGUUGAGGAAUAUCCACCACUUGAUUAUAUUCGUAAAGUUAGGAUUGAUUCUAUGAUAAAAACUGGAGCAUUAGUAACACUGAUUUUAUAUCACGCGAAAGUCAGUUGUGAUUUUGACUUUGAAAAUUAUCCAAAUGAUCAACACAGCUGUUCAAUGAUCAUAACAUCUUUGGAUCCUGAAAUGGAACUAUUCUCAACAGAUUCUUCCAAAUUAGCUAUGGGCACUGGUAUAAAAAAUGCAAUUGAGAAAAAAGCGAGAAAUUACACCUCAAACUUCAAAAUAAUAAAUAGCUCUUUCGAAAUUGGCGGGGAUGACCAAAAUGUUUUUGUUAUAACAAUUGGCAUCGAAAGACAUGAACCAUUCAUCAAUGCCAUGUUUAUUAUUCCGUCAUUCGUUAGUUUAUGAAAAAAAAAGACUGAUAACUUCUGUACUGAAUAUUUCAUUUCCAGAUUUGUCUUCUUCUAACAAUUCUAUCAUUUUCAAUCAAAUCAAAAGAAACUGCAUGUUAUCUUUUAUUUUCAACAAUUCUUCUCGAAUUCAUUUUCUACAAAAAUAUUUCGAAGAAAAUCGCGCCAAUUCUAGAAAAUGCAGUUCUUCCAAAUCUCUUCAUUUAUUUCGGAAUAAUUUCAAUUUUUAGUGUUUUCACAUUAUUCUUUAAUUUUUGUAUGUUGAGAAGAAAACAAUAAAGUUUUGUUUAUUAAUUUCAGUUUUUCAUCAGUCAAAUUGUUUAUAAUAUUCAAAGUGAAUUGUAUAAAAUAUUUAUUUCAUAUCAAAAUGAUACUGUGUCUACUAAUUUUUCUAAUAAAUCAUGCAGAUUGUCAAAUGUACGUUUCACAACACUGAAUAGUGUAGUAUAGAAUGGUAUAAUAAAUUUUUCAGGAGCAAUUAUUUUCCAUACUUCAAACCUCUGAAUGAUUCGCUUGCACCACCACCAACUUAUGCAAAAUAUCACAAAGAUAUCGAAAAUUACAUUUUCAGAAACAAUGAUUCGACUUCAAAAUAGUAAGUACUCUCUUUAAACUCGGAAAACUACAUAUUUGAAAUUUCAGCAUAAUGGAAAAUAUCAAUGUUGAAACUUAUAUUGAUUACAUUUCUAUUAAUGAAAUCGAUAAUUCCGUGAUGUUUAAUGGUAGAUUAUUUGUGUGUUGGUUAGAUGGAAAACUUUCCUGGGAUCCAAAAAACUAUGGAAAUGUUUCUCAAAUAUUUGUAAAUUUGCGAGAUAAAAAAAUGUGGUUUCCAAAAUUUCAAUGCGUCAACUGUAAUCAUGGCGUUGGCGAACUUCCAUCACUUAAAUUCAUAAGUAGUAAUGCUCGAAUUCAAAGCCACGGACCUUAUGGAAUAGCAUCAACAAUUGUUCUAUAUCAAGCAAAAGUCAUAUGUGAUUUUGAUUUCACAAAUUAUCCAAAUGAUCAACACAAUUGUUCAUUGAUCAUAACAUCUAGAGAUCCUCAAUUCAACUUAUUCUCAAUGGACCAUUCUCGAUUACAAUUGAAAAAGGCUAUGGAAAAUGCAUUUGCUAAAGAUCAGGCGAAUAUCACUUCAAACUUCAAAAUAACAAGUUGGUUUUUCGAUGGCGGUGAAGCAGAAAGAAUAAGAUGUGCAAUAACAAUUAAUAUCGAAAGACAUGAAUCAUUUAUUAAUGUCAUGUUUAUUAUUCCAUCUUUUGUAAGUUUAAUAAUUCUAUGACAAGAAAUUUCUGUUAAUCCUACUUACAGAUUUGUCUUCUUCUAACAAUUCUAUCAUUUUCAAUCAAAUCAAAAGAAACUGCAUGUUAUCUUUUAUUUUCAACAAUUCUUCUCGAAUUCAUUUUCUACAAAAAUAUUUCGAAGAAAAUAGCCCUAAUUCUACAAAAUGGAGUUCUUCCAAAUCUCUUCAUCUACUUCGGAAUAAUUUCAAUUUUCAGCCUUUUCACAUUAUUCUUUAACUUUUGGAUGUUGAGAAGAAAACAAUAA